CGAGAAUUUAGGCAGCUAGAAAAUAAACGAAUCGUAUUUACCGAGCAGAAAUAUGUUUUAUGGUUUUCAUAUUAGACAUCAUUCAGUGAGGCAACACCUGGUGACCACACCCAGCCGGACCACCAUUGCGCAUCCAGCCGCCGCUGGCAGCGCAUCCUCCUGAGGGAAGGGGAAGGUGAGAGGCGUUUCUCCUGAUCUAAUCCGCUUAGCGGCAUUAUGCUGAGCUCCGACAAAGCCCCGACAGGCGCUGCGCCCUUGUAGCUGCCCAAAAGCCGGAGUCAGCAUCUCUUGCGUCUGAGGCGCACAGCUGGAGGGGUCGGUCCGCGGCGGAGAGGAGGCCCAGCAGCCGGCGGUAGCUGCAGUCCUUCCCCAGGUUGAAAAGAUGAAACCCCCUCUCCUCCGUCUGUGGAUUCUUCUCGCCACAUAACGGCGCAGGAGCCGCCGCGGGGGGAUAGCAAUGCACCUGACCUAACUUCCUGCAGGGACUCUGGACGCUGAAGCAUGCAGUCGCCCCAGCGGAGGAGGCUGAAGCGCAGCCGCGUCCUCUUCUUAGUGUCGGGCGCACUGCUGUGUUGCAUCUAUACGCUGAGUCUGAAGACCAGGCAGCCUCCAGCUCCCGGCAGGACUGACGCCGGGGGCGGCCACGGCGCCCUGGAGGUCAGACUUCGGGAGGUGAGGGCGUCCAAUGAGUCGCUGGAGAGCACCAUGCCUCCUCUGGUGAUGGUCGUCAACAGGACGGAUCUGGAGCAGUGCGUCUACGUGGAUCCCCGACUUGCCAGAGCGCCUCCAACUCCCCCGCUGCUGACCACCACGGCCCCUCCUCCCCAACACCCAACCCAGCCCCCGCAAAGUCAGGGGGACUACCCGGAAGACAUCUUCUCAGUGGAGCAGAGGCGCCAAGGGUGGGUGGUCCUCCACAUCAUCGGGAUGACCUACAUGUUCGUUGCCCUAGCCAUCGUCUGUGACGAGUUCUUCGUCCCCGCGUUGGAGGUCAUCGCCGCCAAGCUGGAGAUCUCCGACGACGUGGCCGGGGCCACCUUCAUGGCGGCUGGCGGCUCCGCCCCGGAGCUCUUCACCUCCCUCAUCGGGGUCUUCAUCUCCCACAGCAACGUGGGCAUCGGCACCAUCGUGGGGUCUGCCGUCUUCAACAUCCUGUUCGUGAUUGGCAUGUGCGCCAUCUUUUCCCGGGAGAUGUUGCACCUCACCUGGUGGCCGCUCUUCCGGGACGUGACCUUCUACAUCCUGGACCUCAUCAUGCUCAUCGUCUUCUUCCUGGACAACGUGAUCUGGUGGUGGGAGAGCGUGAUGCUGGUGCUGGGCUACAUAAGCUAUGUAAUCUUCAUGAAGUUCAACAGUCAGAUUGAACAGACGUUCAAAAGCCAGCUCAGUAAACACGUGAGCAUCGUCAAGGUAUGGAGCACAGCCGAGCCGGAGAAGGACAGUGAAGCUGCUCCUCUUCCUCCUCCUGCUCCUCUUCCUCCUCCUGCUGCUGAUCCCCAAAAAACGGAAAACAAACCGAAACCUGAAGCUGCGCCGGCCGCAGCGGGAAGCCCUCAGCACAACAACCAGCAGCCAGAAACUCAAGAGGACAAAGAUCGGCUCCGGGUGCGUCCAGUUUUACAGCGAGGCGGCAGCUCGGCGUCGCUCCACAACACGUCCCUGAGGAGCACCAUCUUCCAGCUGAUGAUCCACACACUGGACCCGCUGGGAGAAGAAGCAGCCCUCAGGGGCGCCGCUAGAACCGGUCGGCCAAAGAAAAUCACAGAAGAAACGUCCUUUAAUGGUGAUGUCAAAGGGGAGGGGCUUGUGCAGAAGAAAGCAAAGAACAAAGUAAAACCUCUGGAUGUCUCGGUGACAGAGAAACAGCAGAACAAGUCACAUCACCGCCACGCUGAAGAAGCGGGUCACAAACAGAAGUCGGAGCAAAUUGCUUCUGCUGGAACACCAGGGGGCGCCGCAGCUCAGCCGUCCACCUCGCAGCCUCCAGCAGAGGAGACUCCGCAGAAAACCUCUGAAAAGUCAGAGGAGUCAAAGGCAGCAGAAUCAGCUGGAGAAACUGGAGGAUCGCAGGAAGAUGACGGCGAAGACGAAAGCGGGGACUCUAGUGAGAGCGAGGAAGAAGAGGAAAACAUAGAAGAAGAAGAGGAAGAAGAAGAAGAGAAGGAAGAGGAGAGCACGCCGCUGUCCUUGGGGUGGCCCCACACGCCGCGGAAACAGACCACAUACCUGUUCCUGCUGCCCAUCGUGUUUCCGCUGUGGCUCACGCUGCCGGACGUCCGCAACCCGGCGUCCACAAGAUUCUUUAUCAUCGCGUUUAUCGGCUCCAUCUUCUGGAUCGGCAUCUUCUCCUACCUGAUGGUGUGGUGGGCGCAUCAGGUAGGCGAGACUAUCGGCAUUUCUGAGGAGAUUAUGGGCCUGACCAUCCUGGCUGCAGGAACGUCCAUCCCAGACCUCAUCACCAGCGUGAUUGUAGCUCGGAAAGGUUUGGGAGACAUGGCCGUCUCCAGCUCCGUGGGAAGCAACAUCUUUGACAUCACAGUUGGCCUGCCUGUCCCCUGGCUUAUCUACACCGUCAUCUACGACAAGCCGGUGAUGGUCAGCUCCAACGGCCUGUUCUGCGCCAUCGUGUUGCUCUUCCUCAUGCUCCUCUUUGUCAUCAUCUCCAUCGCCGCCUGCCGCUGGAAGAUGAGCAAAAAACUGGGCGUCACCAUGUUCGUUCUGUACUUUGUGUUCCUCGUCCUCAGUGUCCUGCUGGAGGACCGCGUCCUCAUCUGUCCUAUCUCAAUCUGACGGCACAGACUGCCUGGACCGGACUGGUUCUGAGGGAUUUAUGUUGGGUCAGAGGGUCUGUGCAGAAAUAUAUCAGUAAUCCAGAUUCCCUCAUUAUGUCUCAGUCCCACUCAGCAAGAAUAAAUAUAAUAAUUGUUAUA
Gambusia affinis (western mosquitofish) is the source of this 2930-nucleotide messenger RNA. Its product is annotated as sodium/potassium/calcium exchanger 1-like. The record is from RefSeq and is a predicted model, not a curated record. Gene Ontology annotation, molecular function: calcium channel activity; calcium, potassium:sodium antiporter activity. The coding region runs from base 502 to 2790 and encodes 762 amino acids. Gene Ontology annotation, biological process: intracellular calcium ion homeostasis; calcium ion transmembrane transport; long-term synaptic depression. Gene Ontology annotation, cellular component: membrane. The transcript has 13 exons. NCBI's taxonomy places the organism in Eukaryota, Metazoa, Chordata, Actinopteri, Cyprinodontiformes, Poeciliidae.